Molecule: messenger RNA, 3035 nt
Organism: Catharus ustulatus (Swainson's thrush)
Lineage: Eukaryota; Metazoa; Chordata; Aves; Passeriformes; Turdidae
Gene: C6H11orf16
Product: chromosome 6 C11orf16 homolog
Exons: 8
Coding region: 352-1956 (534 amino acids)
Source: RefSeq, a predicted model, not a curated record
AAGCCUAGAGGAUGCUGAGCUCUCUUAAAAUGCCUCCCUGCUCCUGCAGUCCUGCAGUGCAGUGGAUCCAUGGGGAAUUGAAAAUUGAGCAAAUGUGUGCCAGUCAAAUGAAGUCCUCUCUGAAGUCAUGUUCUGCUGGGUUUUAACCAGUAAGGUCAGGAUGUCCAGUCCUGGGAGUAUCAGCUGUGGCAACCUCCAUAGCAACUGAGAAACACUGGCAGCAAAAGGCUCCCUGUAUCCAACAGGCAAAAGGGUGAGAUUUCUGCAUUCAGAUGAAAUCCAAAUUGACUGGGUGUGUUGUUACCAAUAGCUGAUCACAACUGAGUCCUGCAAGCAACAACUUGUCCAAGUAUGGCUCAUUUGGAAGGGUCUCUGCCCAGGGGUCGCAGGUAUUGCAGUGUGAAGCCAGCUUUGGACAAGUUUUCAUGUUCCACUGUCGUAUCCACAGUUAACCCCUGCUGCAGGAGCUCUUUUGUUGUGUAUCCUGCCUGGAUUGCUGAGCCCCUCACCCCCCAGAGGUGCCAGUGGAUCAGCCACUGCCUUCCCUUCCCUGGCCCAGCAUGGAAGAGACUGGAGCAGUCAAGGGGCACAGACAGCAACGUGCCUGUGCUGGCUAGAGGGGGGCAAGAUGGAUUUUAUUACCGUGGUACAGUAAAAGAGGAGAUAGAGAGUGAAAGAGACAUGUUCUUGGUAGAGUUUGCCAAACCAAUUGUGUCACGUGGAAGGCAUCCAGUGUGUGUGCAAAAAACAGCAAAGGAUGACAUCCUGGAAUAUGUGAAUGGGAUGAAGCACUCCUUGCUCCCUGGAGACAGAGUGCUGGCACCCUGGGAGCCAGAUGGGGCCAGGUAUGGCCCAGGAACUGUCCUCAGAGGCAUUGAGACAAGGGAUCCUUUACAAGCCUCAGAAGAUGAAGAAAUUAUGGUCCAGUUCUGGAAUGACAAGCAAGUGAAACUCCCCUGUGGUGUGGCUCUGUGGAUCCCUCCUAGCCUGUGGGAGAGGAUUGUGGAGAUGAUCCACAUGCCCUUCACCAGCAGGGUGAAGCCCAAACUGAACCAGGACACUAACUUUUGUAUUUUCCCCCGCAGUCCUAAGCCUGCCCUGAUUCCUGUUUGUGCUGUAUGUAGCCUUGCCAAGCCCUGCUUGCUCUGCUCUGCCUGCUGGCCACAUUUCCACCACUGCUGUGCUGGUGCUAUCUGCUGUUCAUCAGCCUGGGGAAGGUGCAUCUGCUGCUGCCAUCCCUGUGCCGGUGCCUGGUGGCCUCUUCCCUCCAGGCCUCUGCUCUUUCAGGGCAAAGCUGAAGAGGCAGAGUCCAGCAGCGAGCUCCCUCCAGGCCUUCUAGAAUUGAAGGGCACAGAACAAGCAAAAGCUGCAGCUGUGGCAACAUCCUCUCCCUCUUCUGAUUCAGAGUGGGAUCUGAAGCCAUCCCCCACUAAGAGUACCGUGGGGGACAGUGCUGGUAACACAGGCUCCAACUGUCUUGAAAAGCCCAGACUGAAAAAUUCUGCAAAACCUGAGGGGAAAUACUGGAAAAGAAGCCACCACAAGUCCCUUUCCAGUAAUUCAGGAUCAGGAAGUUGUAGCAGCACGUGUACAAAGGGCCAGCUGGGGCCCAAAGCCAUCUCCACUGGGGACACAUCCAGUGUGGCCCCAACUCAGCAGAAUGCAAUGUUUGAAAACAUCAGGCAGACUCCCAGAGGGCAACUCACACUGAAAGAAAUCAGAAGAGACCAAGACUUCAAGCCAUCAUUGAGGGAAGAAGGUUUUGCAGCAUCAGAAAAAGAAAGCUAUAAAGCAGCGUUGAAUGAUAAAUGUAAAGCGACUUGUGCUGGAGAUGACAAACCUGAUGUUAUAGUCCCUGUCAGAGCUCACUUGCAACAAAGCAGAGAGAGACAUGAUCAACCAGAAUUCAGUACAUGUGCCACUGAUCAAGUUCAGGGGCUGAAAUUUCAGAAAUGACUGAAGCAGUUCUCUCUUGGCUGAUGCAUAAAUGUGGAAGUCAUCCACUGCUUGUUCCUACUUUAAUACUCUUAACAAGAUAGACCCAAAGAAUAAUUUAGGUUGGAAAACACCCUUAGGAUCAUAGAGCCCAGCUCUGAACUUAGCACUGGCAAGUCACUGAUCAGGAUGAGUCUCGCUAUACUUUGUUUCUGCCACAGCUGUUUUAGGAUUAACUGGUUACUGUGGAUGUGGUGCUUUGAAAUUAUAAAGGAGUUGCUUAAGAGCUAAUCACUUGCUGUGCUGAACUACUGUUUUCUCUAAUUUAAUUGCAGACUUAGGCUCUGCAUUAGCCCUGCGGGCAGCGAGCUCCCUGCUGUGUUAGGAUAACAGAUCCCGAAGGGCACAAACUGCAGUGGGAUUCUCAGAGUUCAGUGCAGUAGCUGGGCUGGAGGGCUGUGCUCACAAGGAUGGGCUGGCAGAGGUUGGCUCCCAGUCUGCCCACACAGCAGAGCAGUGACACCUCCAGCCAGAGCCAGCACGAGAGCAGUGCAGCUGUGUCUCUCUACACUUCUCCAUUUCUACUCAUCACCAACAACUGAGCCCAUGCUCCUUACCCAGCAGCAUCCCAAAUCCAGUCUGACCUGGUUUUGUCUGGCAUAGAGCAAGUUUUCCUCCUAGUAGUUGGCACAGUGCUGUGUUUUGGAUUUAGCAGGAGUAUAGUGUCAAUAACAAAUGGAUGUUUUGGUUACUGCUGAGUAGUGCUCACCCUGAAUCAAGGACUUUUCUCAUGCUCUGCCAGUAGAAAGGUGCACAAAAAGCUGGGAGGGAGCAGGGCUAUGACAGCUAACCCAAACUAGCCAUAAGGAAAUUCCAUACCAUUGAAUGUCAUGCAUAUAAACAGGGAGAGUUGUCUGAGGGGCUGACUGCUGUUUGGGGACCAGCAGAGCACUGGUCAGUGAGUGGUGAGCAGCUGUAUUGUACAUUAGCUGUUCUUGGAUUUUAUUCCUCUCUCCCCUUUUCAUUGCAAUUAUUACUGUUAUUAUCAUUGGUAUUAUAAUAUCUUACUUCGUUUCAAUUAAUAAAUUGUUUUAUCUCAA